Molecule: messenger RNA, 2049 nt
Organism: Tetranychus urticae (two-spotted spider mite)
Lineage: Eukaryota; Metazoa; Arthropoda; Arachnida; Trombidiformes; Tetranychidae
Source: RefSeq, a predicted model, not a curated record
GUAAAUAAUAAUCUAAAUAAGCGUUUAGUUUAUUCACUUUUAACAACUUAAGUCUAAUUUUCUAAGUGACCAUUAACUGUGUUACAUAAUUUGUCAUUCAUUUUUCUGUUAUGAAUAGUUUAUUUAAAAUCUGAUACUUUCAGACUGUUGGCCUUUCAUUCCAAUACUUUUAGGUUAUGGAUCCUAUUUCUAGAAGGAAAGUUGGUUCUCUUCUGGAUGCUUUGGAAACCCUUACUAAUUGUUUCAACUUGAGAGAAUUGGAAGAUGAAAUCGUCGAAAUACUGUCACCUCAUAAAUCAGAGACGUCCAAAAAGAAAGAAUCGUUCUAUGAUGCUCCUUCCACAAGUAAAUAUGAUCCAGGCUUCUCCUUUGUUCGCCAUCAACAGAAUUCUAUUCCUGGCCUUUCAAUACCUGAAGAACCUACCGAAAAACCAACCGAAAAACUACCUGAUAGAAGCGGUUUUGGGGAUGGCAAAUUUGAAAAUCGAAUAAUGCCUGGAAUAAGUUUUGGAACUAAAGAAAAGACUGUAACUGAUGCCUUUAGAACUUAUGAAUUUAGAGGAAGAGGAGGAAGUUUUAAUACUCCAAGAAGAUUUGAAAAGUAUAAACCGUAUGUGAAAGAAGAGACCACAUCGAGUAGUUUAUCAUCUGAUAAUCGAAUACCAAAAUCUGAGACUGAUCCAUUUACCGAGCGCAAAGUUAGUUAUCCUAAUGAAAGAGAUCCAAGGUCUACUCCUAAACCUGAAGACACUGAAAGUAGACAUGACAGAAGUGUAGAUGAAUCUGACCGAAGUUACAGUCCUCAUAGGAGAGAUAGUUAUAAUUCUGGACAACAAAGGUAUUUUGAUAGAGGUGGAAUGAGCAGUAGUAAUAGAGGUUUUGACAAUCGAGGAAGAGGAGUUAGUAGUAGAGGUGGAUGGCAAGAUAACCGUGGUAGAGGGUUUGGUAGUAAUAGAGGUUAUGAUAACAGAGGUGAUGGACCAAGUGGCAGUAAUAGAGGUCAAGAUAAUCGAGGAAGACCAUUUAACACUUAUAGAGGGCCUGGCAAUCGAGGACAAGGAAAUGAUCAUCGUGGAGGUCGCCGAGGUCGUCGCCGAGGUAGAAUGAGCCUUGAGGAACAAGAAAGACAAACCAAGGAAAUGGACGAAAAAAAGGAUGAAGUAGCUAAAAAAAUCAGGGAAAGAUUGGGUCUACCUUAACCUGAAAACAAAUAGGCAAAAAACAGAAUCCAAGUUAGAUUUUAAGUAAGGUGUAAAUGUGAACUACGCCUGUUCAGUAGAACUGUUUCUUUCCUUUAAAACCAUCAUCAUCAUCUUAUUUCUCGCAUUUUAAGAUCGAAAGUUAUCCAACAUUAUUAAUCAUCACUAGUUGAUUCUCGUGGUAAUCUCAAUAAUCGAAAUCAUUUCAUCUAUACUUUCAACCGAGACGCUUUAUAUAUUAAUUGACAUCAAACCAACCACCAAACAACAAUACAACUCAUAAUUUAUUCGCUAACAUUAUAACUUCUCACAACGACAUCCAAACUCGAAUCAAACUUGGCCAAAGUCCAUAUUUAACCCAAAGUCAGAGUUAAAUUAAGUCUAACCUUCCAUCCUAAGUAAAUCACCUGGAUUAAUCACCGACUAAAGUGUAAAGACCGCCAUUUAUCAUCAGAAGCCGACAUAUUCAUCACAAAAAGAAACAUGAAUUUCCAGUCAAUUUGCCUGAUGAUUGCAAUGAUAAUCAAUUUAACUAUAGUCACUGCGACUUCAACAGUUGCCAUUAACACCAUUGUAAGUUAAAUCGUUUUGAUUUCUAACUGUAAUUUGUAUUUUUCGUGUUUUCUAAUUUAAAUCUAUAUCAAAAGUAGCCUCAACCCAAAUCAUUUUGUACAAAAUUAAGACUAAAUUUGAAAAUAACAAUAUAGAGAAUCUAUUCAACACAUCCAAACAAUUAGAAAACAGUUGCAAAUGUCCAAAAUACUGCAGUUAAAAAUCGCAUUAAAAUAAGUCUAGUCUUUUCCCUGCCAAAAUUCAAGCCUCAUUAAGUAAAAUUUUACCAUUUCUUUAA